AUGAUUAACCGCCGCUCCCUUCUCCGCACCCUAGCGGAGCAAGAAGCUAAAUUCAUCCCCAGACCAGGACGGUGCUUGUCGACAAUCGCAGGGCAACGACGAGUGGCUAACCAGAAGAGAACCUCUUAUAAUCAGUUUCCCAAGAGUGCCAGCUCGCAGAAUUCGAGACCGGUCUCAAAUUAUACCUUCCCGCAUCAUGCAAACGCCAUCUCAGUACUACCCACUGCAGUCGAUACCGAGUCAGCAGACUUCAAAGAGAACGAGCGACAGAUGAAUGAGAUACUACAACAGAUGACGCAGAUACAUGAUAAAAUCGCACAGGGUGGAUCUCAAAAGGCCCGUGAGAAACAUAUUGCACGAGGAAAGAUGCUUCCCCGAGACCGGGUCACGUCGCUGAUUGAUCCUGGAACAUCAUUCUUGGAGUUGUCGCCUCUUGCGGGCCAUGAGGUUUACCCCGGCGAAGACGUGCCGGGAGGAGGAAUCAUCACAGGCAUUGGAACGGUUGAAGGCGUCACAUGCAUGAUUGUCGCCAACGACAGUACAGUCAAAGGAGGAACCUACUAUCCUAUUACGGUCAAGAAGCAUCUACGGGCACAGGCAGUAGCACAAGAGAAUAAGCUGCCUUGCAUCUAUCUUGUCGACUCUGGUGGCGCUAAUCUGCCGCAUCAGGCCGAUGUUUUUCCAGACCGGGACCACUUUGGUCGCAUCUUCUUCAACCAAGCGCGCAUGAGCUCGCUUGGGAUACCCCAAAUCUCAGUGGUCAUGGGUCCUUGCACUGCUGGAGGCGCAUAUAUUCCUGCCAUGAGUGAUGAGACAAUCAUUGUUGAGAAUCAAGGAACUAUUUUCCUUGCAGGGCCUCCACUGGUCAAAGCGGCGACGGGAGAGGUUGUCUCUGCAGAAGACCUUGGCGGAGGUAGUCUACACAGCACAAUCUCAGGUGUAACAGAUUAUCUUGCUGUUGAUGAUGCACAUGCGCUAGUUCUUGCUCGACGCUCUAUUAGCAAUCUCAAUUACCCAAAGACCAGCGUUCCUCUCUCGGGCCUCUCCCCAGACACCGAUAUCAAAGAACCACUUUACGACCCUGAAGAACUGGGUGGCAUUGUUGGCACGAAUCUCCGCCGGCAGAUCCCCGUCCAUGAAGUAAUUGCACGUAUAGUCGACGGCAGUGAAUUUGCGGAAUUCAAGCGUGAUUACGGCAGCACCCUUGUCACAGGGUUUGCGCGCAUUUACGGAACUCAAGUAGGCAUUGUUGCCAACAACGGCAUUCUCUUCUCAGAGUCAUCGUUAAAGGGAGCACAUUUCAUUGAACUAUGCGCUCAACGACGCAUACCACUCGUCUUUCUACAGAAUAUAUCAGGGUUUAUGGUUGGUGCAGAUGCUGAAAAGGGCGGCAUUGCAAAGAAUGGAGCAAAACUGGUAACGGCGGUAGCAUGCGCCGAUGUGCCCAAGUUUACAGUAGUAUUUGGGUCAAGUGCUGGAGCAGGAAAUUACGGCAUGUGCGGCCGCGCCUAUUCACCGAGACUGAUGUUUAUGUGGCCCAAUGCCAAAAUUGGAGUAAUGGGAUCAGAGCAAUUGUCAGCAGUAAUGGAAGCAGUAGGACGCAGCGCCGAUCCAGAUCUCAAAGCGAGAAUCGAUCAUGAAUCGCAGGCAAUUUACUCUUCAGCGCGAUUAUGGGAUGACGGCGUGAUUCCGCCUGCACAGACAAGAAAGGUUCUUGGGAUGGGAUUGGCGGCUGCGAUGGGUGGAAAGAAUAAGAUUGACGAGGCUGAGACGAGGUUUGGUGUCUUUAGGAUGUAG
Molecule: messenger RNA, 1797 nt
Organism: Talaromyces atroroseus
Lineage: Eukaryota; Fungi; Ascomycota; Eurotiomycetes; Eurotiales; Trichocomaceae
Product: putative methylcrotonoyl-CoA carboxylase beta chain, mitochondrial
Exons: 2
Coding region: 1-1797 (598 amino acids)
Biological process (GO): L-leucine catabolic process
Cellular component (GO): methylcrotonoyl-CoA carboxylase complex; mitochondrion
Molecular function (GO): methylcrotonoyl-CoA carboxylase activity
Source: RefSeq, a predicted model, not a curated record